Molecule: messenger RNA, 930 nt
Organism: Sphenostylis stenocarpa
Lineage: Eukaryota; Viridiplantae; Streptophyta; Magnoliopsida; Fabales; Fabaceae
Source: the annotation of a GenBank genome assembly
AUGGCUUUCUUUGGUAGAAUUGGGAAUUUGUUAAGACAGACAGCCAGCAGACAGGUUAGUUCAGAGUUGCGUUCAUCCCCGUCAUUUUUUCAGGCUAUACGCUGCCUGUCUUCUGCUCCAAGUACAAAGCUGUUUAUUGGAGGUGUUGCUUAUACCACUGAUGAGCAAAGUUUGAGGGAAGCCUUUUCAAAAUACGGUGAAGUUAUUGAUGCAAGGAUAAUUAUGGAUCGUGAAACCGGUAGAUCCAGGGGGUUUGGAUUUGUUACAUACACUUCUGUUGAGGAGGCAUCGAGUGCCAUUCAGGCUUUGGACGGUCAGGACCUUCAUGGUCGCCAGAUUAGGGUAAAUUAUGCUAAUGAAAGACCUCGUGGUUCAUUUGGUGGUGGUGGUGGUUAUGGUGGUUCAUAUGGUGGCGGUGGUUAUGGAGGUGCUUACGGUGGCUCUGCAUAUGGUGGUGGAGGUGGUGGUGGCUAUGGUGGAAAUGUUUCCAGUGGUUAUGGUGGUGGUGGCUAUGGUGGAAAUGCUUCCGGUGGUUAUGGUGAUGGUGGCUAUGGUGGAAAUGCUGGUGGAGGUGGAUAUGGUGCAGGUGGCUAUGGAUCAGGUGGCAAUUAUGGGGACAGUGGCUCUGGCAAUAACUAUCCUGCUGCUGACAGCAUUGGAACUGGUGGUGCCGAUGGCAGCUACAACAGAAAUUUUGGUGAUGUUGGUGGGGUAGGCAAUCAUGAAAGCUCUACUGGUUUUGCCGGUAGUGGAUAUGAUGGAAGUGCUGUGGAUGGUGGUGUUGCAGGUACUGGCACCAGCUUUGCUGAUGGAAGUGGAGGGUUCGGCAGUGGUCAAUUUGAUGGCAAGGCAAGCGGCAACGGAGAUGAGGAUUUGGGAGACUACAGGGAUGACAAUGACGAUACUGAUAAUUUUGCAAAAAGGGCUUGA